GUUGGAGCGUCUCUUCUGGCCAGCUCCAAAGGGAGAGGAAGAGGAGGGAGGACUCCGGACUCAGGGUGGACCUCAGCUCCUCCUAGACUCCCCGCGCUGUGCCCAGCGGCCUCACGGGGGUGCGUCUGCGCCCGGGGACCUGCGCUUCGGGGCGAGCUGCGCGCAGGGCUGGCGGGCGCACAUGGAGGACGCGCACUGCGCCUGGCUGGCGCUGCCGGGGCUGCCCCCGGGCUGGGCUUUCUUCGCGGUCCUCGAUGGCCACGGCGGGACGCGCGCUGCGCUCUUUGGUGCGCGCCACCUGCUGGGCCACGUGCUGGAGGCGCUGGGACCCGCGCCCCGCGAGCCCGAGGGCGUGUGCGGGGCGCUACGGAGCGCCUUCCUGAGCGCGGACGCCCGCCUGCGCGCGCUCUGGCCCAGAGGCCAGCCCGGCGGCUCCACGGCGGUGGCGCUGCUCGUCUCCCCGCACUUCCUGUACUUGGCGCACUGCGGGGACUCGCGCGCCAUCCUGAGCCGCGCAGGCGCCGUGGCCUUCAGCACCGAGGACCAUCGUCCCGUGCGGCCGCGGGAACGCGAGCGCAUCCACGACGCGGGCGGCACCAUCCGCCGGCGGCGCCUCGAGGGCUCGUUGGCCGUGUCUCGGGCGCUGGGUGACUUCGCCUUCAAAGAGGCUCCCGGGAGGCCCCCGGAGCUGCAGCUGGUUUCUGCCGAACCCGAGGUCACCGCCCUGGCCCGCGGGGCUGAGGACGAGUUCCUGCUGCUGGCCUCUGAUGGCGUGUGGGACGCCAUGACUGGCGCGGCCCUGGCGGGGCUGGUGGCUUCGCGGCUCCGCCUCGGCCUGGCCCCGGAGCUCGUCUGCGCGCAGCUGCUCGACACAUGUCUGUGCAAGGGCAGCCUGGACAACAUAACCUGCAUCCUAGUCUGCUUCCCGGGGGCCCCCGGGCCUUGUAAGGAGGCGAUCAAGAAGGAGAAAGAGCUGGAUGCAGUCCUGGGCCACAGGGUUGCAGAGCUGUGUGCCUCUGCUCAGGAACCCCCCAGCCUAAAUGAGGUUUUCAGGACUCUGAUCUCUGAGGGCAUCCCAAACUUACCUCCUGGAGGGGGCUUCUACUGCAAGGCCACAAUCAUCUCUGAAGCUUAUUCUCAACUCCGCCAGGCCUCAGGAGAGUGCUGAGAGCCACCAAACUGCAGAUGCUACCAUGAUGUCAACCUGACUUCCCUGGGCAGACAACCUCACCAAUGUGUCCUGGAAACCCACCUCCCUAGAUCCCUGCCCCACUAGGGAAAGAUAAGUACAGGCUGGGAGUAUGGAUCAACCUGUCAACAUCCAUAUCCAGCAAAGAAGCAAUUACAGAAGUCAGACCUCCCACCUUCUGCACCCCACAAUGAUCUUGGGCUCUCAGAGACAUAAAGAAUAGGAAAGCUUCCAAUGGAGGGGAUGGGAUACAGAACUCUGGUGGUGGUAAUUGUGUGGAAAUGUACACCCCUUAUCCUAUGGUCUUGUCGAUCAUUAUUUAAAAAGGGG
This is a messenger RNA of Erinaceus europaeus (western European hedgehog), 1519 nucleotides long. RefSeq names its product protein phosphatase, Mg2+/Mn2+ dependent 1N (putative) (gene PPM1N). Gene Ontology annotation, molecular function: manganese ion binding; protein serine/threonine phosphatase activity; magnesium ion binding. Gene Ontology annotation, biological process: protein dephosphorylation. NCBI's taxonomy places the organism in Eukaryota, Metazoa, Chordata, Mammalia, Eulipotyphla, Erinaceidae. The record is from RefSeq and is a predicted model, not a curated record.